UAGGAAGAGAGGAAGGAGGAAUAAUUAUAUAACCACAAGCAUUUCCUAUGUAUCUAGUCACUCUUUCAUAGCUCUUCAGUUAUCAAUCUAAGACUAUUCUCUCAGGGACCGACAGAUAUAGUGAGAGGACUCCAAGCCUCUCUGACGAACAGGACUUACUUAACCAUUUGACCUAUUACUGAUAUUGUUACCUUCAAAUCAAGACACCCCGGAUUAGCCAAUCGAGCAACGGCUAUACCCCACCAGGAUAUAGGUUCGUCACACUACUUAUAUUAUGUAUUUUUUAAAUUUAUUUAUUUUUUACGGCUAUGUAUAUUCCUAUUCGGAAUCUUCUCUUUACAAUAGAGUCCGGAGACCUGUGGACAAAUGGCAGUUAUCUAGCUUGGCUAGGGCUACAUGUAAUUCAUCUGGCUUUUGAAAAUUGUAACAUGGGGAAACUUCUACUAUACAUUUUUAUUACCUUCUUAACUCUCUCGAUAUUACAGAUAUCGUGGAUAAAAAACGAGAGCCGAUUUAUCUGCAUGCCUUUGCUAUUCGAGUUGUUCACAUUACUCGUCGUCGGUUUCGAUAGAAGGUUGUGUCGAUACCGAACCAGAACAGAACUUUUAGCCGCAUGUCGUGAUUCCGGACGAAUUAUCUCACAAAUUGUUGAAUGGGUUUUUGAUGUUUUACGCGAAUUUACUAUCGGUCUACUCUUAGGCUGUACGGAUUGGAAGGGAACAAACUGCAAAGUUUAUGCAACGGAGGCGGUUUAAUAAAGCUGCGCUCAUGGGAUAAAGAUUACCAUUUAAUUUUCCAGUGUCUAGGCUGCUAGGCUUGGGAAAUGGUCACGAUACUAAAGAUAUCAAGACUCCAUGAAAUUCUAUAUGGCUUUAGUACACAGAGAAAAGAUGGGUAGAGUAUCACCAUCUUCUAUGGCUCGACUUGGGACUAGUUUCGCAACUAAGCCAUCACCUUCAUUACCUACUAAGACGUGGACCCUUCUCUAUUAAUUCGCAAACCGUUCCCAAUUUUACAGCAAUCUCAAAUACACAGUC
Molecule: messenger RNA, 1037 nt
Organism: Hypoxylon trugodes
Lineage: Eukaryota; Fungi; Ascomycota; Sordariomycetes; Xylariales; Hypoxylaceae
Exons: 3
Coding region: 309-755 (148 amino acids)
Source: RefSeq, a predicted model, not a curated record